AUGUCAGCAAAACCAAUCAAUGAAUAUUCUGGCAAAGAAUUGCUUUAUCGUGCAUUGGAGCAUGUCCAAACUUUGGCUAAACCAAAGGCAGUUAAAUUAGACGAGGGAGACACAUUUAAUGAUGCCAUUCAAAACUGCGAGUGGCUGAAAACUGAAAAAAAAGGAGUAAUCAAACCAGACCAACUUAUAAAGCGCAGAGGAAAACACUCGCUUGUUGAAAUUGGGACAACUGAUGAGUUGAGCAAGUGGUUUAAUGAGAAGAAAGGACAAUACAUUCAGAUUGAAAAAACAAGAGGUCGACUUUCAAAAUUUAUCCUCGAACCGUUUGUUGAACAUUCUCAAAAAGAUGAACUUUAUUUGGCCAUAUACAGUCAAAUGAACAAUGACGUUAUUUUGUUCCUUGAAGAAGGUGGUGUUGAUAUUGGGGAUGUUGACUCAAAGGCUCGCAGACUUCUUGUUCCUGUGAAAGAAAAGGAUGAGGAAAUGCAAUUAAAUGACAAGGAAUUAAACGAACUUUUGGGUAAAAAUUUGGAUACAGCAAAGAAGAGUCUUGUUUUGCCAUUUAUCAAGGAGUUGUAUGAAGUUUAUAAGAAGAAUCAUUUCACAUAUUUGGAGAUUAAUCCUCUUGUUGUCUGUUCUGGAAAAAUCUAUAUAUUGGACUUGGCUGCAAAACUUGAUGAGACUGCUUCAUUCCUUUGUUCUGAAUUGUGGAAGACUCGCGAUGGCGAAGAAAUUGAUUUUCCUGCUCCGUUUGGUCGUGACCUUGCUAAAGAAGAGAAGCAUAUUGCCGAAUUGGAUGCAAAAACGGGUGCCUCCCUUAAAUUGACUAUUCUCAACCGAAGUGGACGAAUUUGGACUAUGGUUGCUGGUGGUGGAGCUUCUGUUGUUUUCACUGACACAAUUUGCGAUUUAAAUGGUGCAUCAGAAUUGGCAAAUUAUGGAGAAUAUUCAGGCGAUCCAAGCGAGUCACAAACUUUUGAAUAUGCAAAAACCAUUCUCUCCAUAAUGACUGAGGGAACUCCACACCCCAACGGGAAAGUUUUAAUAAUUGGUGGAUCUAUUGCAAAUUUUACUAAUGUUGCAGCAACUUUUAAGGGAAUUAUAAAUGCUAUUGAGACAUUCGCCGAAAAACUUCGAAUGCAUAAAGUCGUUAUUUUUGUUCGUCGUGGUGGUCCAAAUUACCAAGGAGGCCUUCGCAAAUUUAAAGAAGCAGCUUCUCGUCUUGACAUCCCAAUACAUGUUUUUGGACCAGAGACGCAUAUGACUAGCAUUGUUGGUGCAGCUCUUGGGGUCAAGCCAAUUCCAGAAGCUUCUCUUGCGCCUCACACAACGGGACAGUUUUUGUUGACUCCUGGACAUGUUGAGAAAAGUGAUUCUUCUACUUCACAAACUCAAACUACUGAUUCCUCAAUGAAAACUAAAUCAAAUGGAUCUGUGAGAAAUAGUGAAAUGACAACAACUGCUGGUGUAACUGCUAAUGAGAUUUCUCAACAAAUUCACAGUCUUUUUGAAAAUAAUACAAAAGCGAUUAUUUGGGGACAACAAACACGAGCCAUUCAAGUUGUUUUUUCAAUUUUUUUGUUAUCAGUUAGAGUUUAG
Molecule: messenger RNA, 1599 nt
Organism: Meloidogyne enterolobii
Lineage: Eukaryota; Metazoa; Nematoda; Chromadorea; Rhabditida; Meloidogynidae
Source: the annotation of a GenBank genome assembly